Acanthaster planci (crown-of-thorns starfish) is the source of this 6448-nucleotide messenger RNA. RefSeq names its product two pore channel protein 2-like. The record is from RefSeq and is a predicted model, not a curated record. Gene Ontology annotation, biological process: transmembrane transport; monoatomic ion transport. Gene Ontology annotation, cellular component: membrane. Gene Ontology annotation, molecular function: calcium ion binding; monoatomic ion channel activity. NCBI's taxonomy places the organism in Eukaryota, Metazoa, Echinodermata, Asteroidea, Valvatida, Acanthasteridae.
GACUCGGGCAACUCCUCCUUGGCCUCCUGCCAUUUAAUGACACAAUCCUACGUACAUGUACAUGUAUGUUCUCGACUUUGAUCUUGAUAGAGUUCCAUUUGCAUGCCAUAAAAGUAAGAAAGAGUAUCACUGAGUACGCGAUGACUGGAUGAUAAGCUUACAAACGCAGGUGACUUUGAGCGGAUCUCAAGAAGAUAACAAAGGGAAAAAAAAUGGACAACCACGUGCAUUCCUACAAGCCAUCCCUCAAGAUAAAGGCGAAGGAUGCAGAGCUCAUGAGAGAACGGACAGAAUCCAUAGUGCGCCCUCGCUCAGUCAGUUUCAUAAAGACUGAAGAGGGUGAAAUGGUAACAAUUGACCUCUUCAAUCAACCCACUGCAGAAGAGAGGACAGAAGAAACACUUGUGAAUGAAAGUGACUUAUAUCUUGCCGCAACGUACAUCAUUGAUGCCAAGCAUUCCCGUAACUACAAGUUCAUGACAGAUCCAAAAAGUUUAAAGAACUAUCACCUGUACAACAACACUUUCAUGCAGCUCGUUCUCUACCUGUUUAUUUUCUUGGACCUCGCGCUGGCUUUGUUUGAGGAGCCAGCGGUGGAGACUUUAGGCAUGCCAUACUGGAGUACCCAGCUGCUUGAGUUGGCCUGUAUUGCUUACUUCAUCUUUCGCAUGGUGCACCAUCGAUCUUUCACUCCACGUAAAAUAUGGUGGACAGAUGCCAAGAAUAUCAUCCUGGUCAUUGCCAUUACGAUUAUGUGCGUGGAUAUGAUAAUCGCCACCAUCCUGGUGGAGGCAAGGGUAACGGAGAAGGUUUUCCGCUGGUCCAGAUUGUUACGACCUCUCUUCGUUGUCAACUUUCCUGAAAUGAGAGAGAUCAGGCGCUCAUUCCGUAACAUCCGUCGUUCAUUGCCAGAGAUCUUGGCUGUGCUUGUCCUCUUGUUUCUAUUUCUUUUCUUGUUUGCUCUGCUGGGCCGUGAACUCUUUGCUGACGAUCAACUGGAGAAAGUCUUAUCAUCAGAGAAGUACUUUGUAAAUUAUUUUGAAAAUAUCUGGGAGCUCUACAUUCUUGUCACCACUGCCAACAGCCCUGAUGUCAUGAUGCCUGCUUAUGAUGCCAGUGGCUUCUACAUGAUCUUCUUUGUUGUGUUUGUCUUGCUGUGUAACUACAUCUUCAUGAGCAUCUUUCUUGCAGUCAUCUACAAGAACUAUCGCAAGCAUUUAAAGAAUGAGGUGCAGACCUCUGUCUUCUUGAAGCGACGGAAGCUGGCCAAGGCUUGGGACAUCCUCCGCGUUACCCAUGAUGGCAAGUUUGUGCUGACAUGGGAACGAUGGCAGGCUGUCAUGAGUUACGUCAUUCCCAAAUACAGCCCGAUGAAGGUCAAACUGCUGUGGAAAGUACUGGAUGAAGACGAUGAUGGCUACGUUGAAAAGCGAGAGUUUCUACGUAUUGUUGACUUGCUUAAUGUCAAACUGUCCACGGUCAAUGCGAGUACACCGUUCUUUCAGAAGUACGUGCCUUCGUGUUACAGUUCAAAAGUCAGUGAAUUCAUCUGCAAAUGCGUCAAACAUAAAUCUUUCCGGUAUUUUUUUGAUGUGGUCAUAGUGGCAAAUGCCAUGCUAAUCAUCGCCGAGCUAGACCAAGCUGAAUGGUUCUUCCUGGCACUCUUCAUCGUCGAGAUCCUUCUCAAGAUGUAUGUCUUCGGCUUUUACAAGUACUUCCACAAUUUCUGGAACAUAUUCGAUUUUGUAAUUGUUUCAACAGCGCUGAUCAUAACCGUCAUUGAAGAAAUUUCAAAAGUAACGCCCAUCGAUUACUCAGGAAAAGCCCUGGACUUCAUCCUCUCCCUACGAGUAAUGCGAAUGCUCAGAGUUAUACAAAGUAUUGAAAGGUACCAGGUUAUCAUAUCUACCAUCACAAACAUUGGCCCAUCAAUUUUGACAUUUGGUGGAGUGUUGUUCGUUAUAUUCUAUGUGUUUGCCAUCGUUGGGAUGGGUGCAUUUCAUGACUUGAUUCAAUACCAUGGCUACCCAAACGAGGGCAGCAAUAUUGAUGCAAAUCGCCUGUACUGUGGAACCAACCUGACAAACUUCACAAAAUCAGAGUUCUACAACCACCACUACUGUAACAACAACUUCAACAACAUCAUCAAGGCAUUUAUUGUCCUGUUUGAGUUGAUGAUUGUCAACCAGUGGCAUGUGAUAGCCAGUGGUUUUGUCCUCGUCACAAACAAGGGUGCCAGAGUGUUCUUCAUCUUUUUCCAUAUUCUCAUGGUGGUCAUCGUUGUCAACAUCUUCAUAGCUUUCAUUUUGGAAGUCUUCAUGGUAGAGUACUCCCUGUCCAAGAAUAAAACUGAGGGCGCCAUUGAAAAGAAGAUCGAUGAGUUGGGACUUGGAGUUGACCUGACGGAGGAAAACCAAAAUAGGGCAAGUAAGCCGGUCAAGAUAGACAAGCUCAACCUCACAAGUGACAUGGAAGGACAGAACUCCAACGCUGCUGAUAAAAAGCCAACUGAUCCUGGAAUACGCUUCCGCAUUGGGAAAAAGUCAAGAAAUGUACAGGUGUCACUGCAGGCCAUGUUUGAAGGGGAACUGGACGAGGAGAACAUGGGGCCCGAGACACUGGACGACAUGGACGAACUCGAUCCCGACGAGAAUGAGCCGGUAGCUUACACCCUCAACAAUGCCGUCUAAUAAUAAGGGGGUAUGUCUGACCUCUUUGAAUGGUGGCAGUAGGGAAUGGUGAGACCUGCCAGAGGAAUUGAGUUGUUGGGCAGCAUGUCUUAAGAACUCACCAGGUGGGUAACAGACUGGUGCUGCUGCAGCUUCUGUUUUCGUGAAGCAGGUUCAAUUCCACUCAUUACCACUGUCGUCAGAUUGUUUCAUUAGAAGUCACUGAGAGGGCACUCUUGCUAGUAAGUGCUCUUAGAGGUAAGGAAUUCUGUCUGUGCCUUGUAUGUUGGAGAUAAAGCGGGUUUCACUUUUACCGCUGCUGCCAGGCUUUGAUUGACCGUUUCGGAAAGGAGAAAUGCCUCUUUUGUAACACCUUGGUGUUUGUACCAGAAAAUCUUUCCGUCAUUUCAACAAGAGUUACAUUGCGUAUAAUCUUACUUGUAAUUAAUCGUGUGUCAUGAUGGUACUCGUCUUUUAAACAUAUUAACUUUGAACUACUGUUCAAAAUGUACAGGAAUGAUGCAUGGAAAGAGGAGAGGAGGUGGGGAAAAAGUCUUCAAAAAGAGUCUUUUCAGUGCAGAUUCUACUGUUCCAUGUGCACUCAAUUUACAUGUGGAUUGCUAUUUUAAACUAACAGGUGUUUCAUUUGCCUUGCAGAUUAGUUAUGGUUAAUAAAUUACUUAAGUUUCAUUUUCACUUUGUUUCAUGAAAUCGGUUGCAAUGAAUGAUCAAUUCAGUAUUCAGUACACUCUAAAGUAAAUAAUAGAUAUUAUUAUUAGACAAGAGGCUUUGUCCUAUAUAUUGCAUCUGUGUAAAUAUGCAUUGUUUAUUCUUGUUUUUCCAAUAGUGUAAUGAAAGCAAUAUUUUUUCAAAUCACAGCUGUAUUGGUUUGAAUUUGAGCACUUAGUAUUCAGUGGCAUAAUGGAUCAUUCUAUAAAUUGGGGGUCCAAUUGUUUCCGUGACCCUGUCACAUCUGACAUGAUUUUGUGUGUUCAGAACACAUUCCGCAAUUUCCAAGUAUAAUGAAUUAAUGCACAUUACCUGCCAGACAAAUAGAAACAUUUUUGAAUUAAUUUCAGUUACAUUUCCAUUUCAAAUUACACUGGUCCAAUGUAUUUGGGGGACAAAAAAUGUCACGCUUUGGGACCCUGACUUUAUAGCACUCAUAUCCAUAACAACCAGUAUUCCCUUAUAUAUUACAUGGCCAGCGCCUUAAACGUAUAGUUUUUGUCUGCAAUUUAUUUAUAUGGGUGAUACUUACGUGCAGUACGCGUGGUUGCGGCUCUUCACAGAGAGAGCAUUGCAUACAGUGCAUAGUGUAUACAUGAAUGUGCACUUGGUAGGUGCAUUGAUGGCUUUUCACACAAACACACAAAGUUUAGGGCCACACCGAUAAAUGCAAAACACUGGUCACAUUGUGUCUUCAGUCAGAUGAGGACAUUUCUGAACUCAUAAGUAACAGUUUUGCUUCUAUAAUAGAAAGAAACUGAAUAGGUUCUCAAAUGGUUAGAUCAAAGUGUAAGACACCCUGAACAGACUUUUUAAGUAUGAACUGAGGCAGAACAUGAAUAAUUCAUCUGUGCAUUUUUACUUUGGACUGACAAGGUACAAGGGCGACUUGUACACAAAGUUUACAAAACGAUUUAUUCAGGAACUGCACAAAAUAAAUAACGAAUGUUUCACAUUCAUGCAUUGGAAAUAAUCAUUUCAUUUGGUAGCAGAUUGAAUUUUAUUCUCCAAUUGGCUUUGCCUCAUGAAAGAGAACAUUCAGUAUGUCACCUUGUGAAAUUAUUCUGACCACUGCACUCAAAAUAUUCAUUAUUUGUGCCAUAAUUCACCUGUUGUAGUAAAGAUUUUCCUUACCGUACAGUUAACAAUUUUGAUGUAUUUUUCCCGCCAUACAUUAACCAUUUUCAUCUGCCCUGUUCUUAAAUGAGCAUUAAUUCUGUUCUGCAUUUAUAUUCUACUUAAAAAAAAAACCAGUUCCUAUAUAGCAUUUCCAUCAGUGUGCACGAUGAAUAAGAUUAUACAUAUAUUGUUUGAAUUACUCGCUUGGAAACCUGUUACAAUUCAUACCUCCAUUGUUGCCAGCAGAUCUAUCUGUACACAAAGAUACAUAAAUACAUGGCCCUUUGCAACUGCGUGGAAGGUAUUGCCUCUGACACAAUAAAUAAUACAGAAUGCAAAUAUAAUUAUGCAAACAUAUGUUGAGUUUACGAACAUUUACACAGUGUGAUUGGCUGUUCUUUGUUUUCCUGCGAGAUGUAAAUUCAUCAGAUGGGGAAGAACCAGUGGCACGGUAAGUUGCCGUUCAUUGCUCUAAAGUCGUAUUGCAAUUAUAAGCCAUCAAUGUGAUCAAUUUUGUGGUUACAUCUGUUGGUACCACCAGCACCAGGAACACUGAUGAUAAUUUUAAAGCAAAAAGUCCUUGAUUGCAGAAAAUAUUGAACCGAUUUGAUGCAUUACAUAUAUAAAAUUUCAAACUUUAAUUUCCGCUUCUAUGUGAAAAUUGGUCUCGUAUUAGAAAUGAAAGUUGAUGUAGUUAGACGUAUAAAGGGUGUUAGAGGAACAUUCUUCAGGGCUCAUACAGAAUUAGUAAUGUGCAGUCAUGAGGUUAGAUCAAGGUGGAUUUUUUUGUUCAUCUCGUGGUUGGCCACACCCUUGCAGGACUUCAUUACAUUCGAAGAAUCCACCAAAUUUGUGGUCUUUUUCACUAUUAAAGUAUUUAUUAUACAAUGUAAAGGAGAAAUGGCUAAUUUUGAUACAUUAUUAUAAAUGUAAGAAAAGUGCUGUUUAUUUUUUCCUGUGUAAGAAAGAAAUUAUUGAAUCUUUAACCCUAACACUCCUCAGUCCUCCAACAGGUGAAGGAUUGAGGAGGGUUAGGGUUAAAGCAGACAGGGAGUAUGUUUCCAAAUUGUCAAGUAGAACUGGUCAGUACGUACUGUCUUAUCGAUGAAGAGAUGUGUAUUCAGUGCGAGUUUCGAAGCACAACUGGCCUGAGCCUGCAUGAGAAUGAAUAAAUGAAAUAUGAAAAACCUGUAAUACUUUUGGUGCAAGAGAUGAAUAGAUAGAACCGCUAUCCGCUCAGUUGGAAUGACCCUGGGUACAUUUCGAAUAUAUAUUUGAUAUUGCUUUGAGUUAGUGGCAUUUGCAAUGUUUUGUACCUGUGCUUUUGAUUCCUCAUGUAAGUUUAUCCAUUUGAAGAAUAUCAAUGUUCAUCGUGUGUUUUAUGCUAGGCGUGAACAAAGUUUUUGAACGUUCAGUGAUUAUACUCAUGUCAUAGUAAAAUAGGCUUUUGUCUGAGCCUAUAUAAUUGGCAAAAUACUGUGAGAGGCAAGUGGGGAUUGUGGAGGUUUAAACGUGCAAGGAGUAAUACGUUGGACGUUUUGCCAAAACUUUGGAGGGUGUGCAUUUAAAGAAAAAAGCAGGGGAGAUUGACUUUUGUCUGGUGGUCAGAUUGUAACAACUUCAUAAUUUAGACUGAAAAAAUGUUCUCUCCUAAUUCAAAGAGCUGAGGGCCAGGGGGUUCUUCAGAAUUUUUUUUGUUCAAAAAAAAAGUUGCUAUUAGGAAAGCAAUACAGUCGUUGUUGUGAAAGCUUACAUUCUUACUGAUUCAGACAUUUGUAAAGAAAAAAACAGGUUUUGCAUGGUACUAUAGUUACUCAGUAUGUAUGCAUAAGGUGGCAAUUCCUAAUAUAGAUCUACACCUUGUUAUCAUAUUAAAAUGUACAAUGAAGACGAGUAAACUGAAUGAUUUAUCUUGACAAGAUUUACGUGAA